Molecule: messenger RNA, 4659 nt
Organism: Aplysia californica (California sea hare)
Lineage: Eukaryota; Metazoa; Mollusca; Gastropoda; Aplysiida; Aplysiidae
Product: protein lifeguard 2
Biological process (GO): negative regulation of apoptotic signaling pathway
Cellular component (GO): Golgi apparatus; membrane; endoplasmic reticulum
Source: RefSeq, a predicted model, not a curated record
ACACGACUACACGACACACGACACCGCCCAUCCUCUGUUAUUGUUUUGAGCGAUCCCUAUUCAUUUUGAGUGGAAUUGGGAAAUAGGCCUAGAUCUAGUCUUGGCCUUUGUUUGGCUGACUGCUGACUUUGGAGGGAGGCUCAGUAAACAAGUUCCGGGUACGUUCAUACCCACUGCUGCUAUCAACAUUGUGAUUGCCUUAUAUUUGUGCUUUCUACUUGAUCUCCACGAGACAUAGAAUCUAGACUAGAUCUAGAUCUAGAUAAUCUAGAUCUAAAAUCUAGUCUAGAUUCUAGAUCUAUUGAAAUUGAAGGCCUGAUCCAAUUGAAAUCACCGAAGUCAAGAGUCAAGCCCCAAGUGGACCCAUCAUACAAGUCAAGAGAAGGAAUAGCCAGCAAAUUGGUUGGAGCACUGUCCUUGAGCAUGGCACAACAAUCAGGACCGCCUGCCUACAACAUGGCCCAGAACUACCCUGCAAGCUAUGAUCAGACCCAGGAUCCUUACAAGAAUGCUGCUGCUGGUGCAUAUGGACCACCACCGCCUCAAUCAGGGUUUGCCCCACUCCCUCAAUCAGGGUAUGCCCCACCGCCUCAAUCAGGGUAUGCCCCGCCCCCUCAGCCUGGAUAUGCCCCGUCCCAUCAGUAUGGGGGUUACGGGCGGGUGAGCCCACAAGCAUAUGGCAGCCCUGGCACAGGAUACAGUAACCCGACGGCGUACGAUGCCCGUGGCAGUGACAAUUCCGAGCCCGCUGUGCCCAAGGCUACCGAUGACAGCGGCAUGUUCAGUGCGGCGUUCUCCGACAAGGCCAUUCGCAGAGGCUUCAUUAAGAAAGUUUACUUGAUCCUUUUCUCCCAGCUGCUGGUCACCUUUGGCAUUAUCUGCCUCUUCAUUUUCGUAGAACCAGUGAAGAACUGGGUACAGAAUGAUGGCUUGUGGUUCUACAUUUGUGCUUACGCCACUUUCCUUGUGCUCUACAUCGCCCUCGUCUGCUGUCCAUCUGUCAGAAAGAAGUAUCCUGGUAAUUUCAUCUGUCUGGGAAUUUUUACACUGGCGUUCUCCUACCUGACAGCCACCAUCAGCAGUUUCCAUGACACAGGCAUCGUUUUGAUGGCAGCAGGCAUCACAGCAGCUGUGUGUUUGGCCAUCUCCAUUUUCGCCAUGCAGACCAAGAUUGACUUUACCAUGUGCAGUGGUCUUCUGUUUGUUCUGGUCAUGGUUUUCUUCUUCUUCGGCUGGGCUUGUCUCAUCACAAACCUUACCUGGGGAACCAGCCAUUUUCUGAUCUACGACACACAGCAGGUGAUGGGUGGCCGCAAGUACGAACUGUCCCCUGAGGAGUACAUCUAUGGCGCCCUCCAGCUGUACAUUGACGUCGUCUACAUCUUCAUCAUCAUCCUGGGCUUCAUGGGCAAGAGCAACUAGACGGCUGCAUUCACCGCUCAGCACUGAGGUUGAGAAGAUUGGAGCAGAAGUUUUUGGAGGUUUGGAGGUCGAAAAUCAUCUCCUUAUCUACCAAAGCUCUCUUUGUACUAAAGUAGAGUGGUGGCAAAAAAUCAAAUCUUGUUCUUGUAACCCAAAUCUGAGGCCUUUAUUUCUGUCACUCCAACACCCGGACCCCACCCCCUCUUCAACUAUUUCCCCAUGUGUCAACUUGCUUGUUAUAGGAAAGGAAACACCUAGGUUGGCCUCAUGAGUCUAUUUUACCUGCAUGAUUUUCUUUUUUUUAAACAUAUAUAUAUAUGUAUAUAUAAAUUUGUGAUAUUUUGGCCACUCGCCUUUUCAUUUUGUUUGUAAAUGAAAGAUGCACAAGAGGAGUUCUCCUGGAUUAUUUUCUGUUGUUUUCUUAAAGAUUUUUCUCUUUGCCUUUUUCUUAUUUUUACAAUGCGCUUUUGUGAACUUAAUUGUGAAAAGAGGCACAUCUGGGUAGGUGGGGGAAUUGUUUUUCAUAGGGGUUUUUUUACUGAAAUCUCCUGUCCAUAUUUCUCCACCUAAUUGCUUUUUUUGCGUGUAAAAUUACUUGGCGGAAAUUUGGAAGCUUUAUUACUGUUAAGGAUUUGCUGCAAACAAGAGUGGAAUAGAGGUUACAAAAUGCAGCAACAAUGUGUUGUAGAACGAACACUUUCUCUCAGUGCUGACAGAUAUCACCUUGAACUUUAACCCCAGUACGAUCACAGAACCAUGAAGGGUCAGGGUUGUGAUGAGUGCAACAUCUGCUCAUCCCUGUCCAGUCUGAGAGAGUAGGAGUGUGGGUGGGUGGGUGGGUGGAGAGCACCACUAGUAGCUCACACUGUUCCCCCUUAUAAUAUUGUCCCUCUGUGUUUCUGAAUGUCUGCCUUGCCUUUUCGCCACUUGCUGUCUAUGUGCUUCUUUGAGUCCCAGCUCUGAGAGCUGCUGGUGGAGAUCAAUGGUGGUUCUGAUGGGUUCAGCGUCUCUGCACUUUUCCCAGUCAGAACCUGUGCACAAAGGAUUGUACAGAAGCUUUUGUCAAGUGCUCUUAAGCAUGUGGGCUAUCCAUGCCACACACACACUCACACCUGAUCUGGUGGACACUCACGCAUGCACAAAAAUCAUAGGGUGAUUGUUUCUGUCAAAUAUGGUAUGAUUAUUUUGUCAAAACAUGGGAUGAUUAUUUUAUUGAGUAGUAUGCCAGUUGUUUUUUAGAACCAUCUGAUGUCUAUUCUGUAAAACCAGGGAAUGAUUACUUUAUUGAACCAGAAGUUGUUUGUUUUGUUGGACUAUUUGAUGAUUGUUUUGUCAAACACCAAAAGAUUGUUUUUAAAUUAACCCUGAGAUGAUUUGCCAUGCUUAUAUGGAGGGUCCAUAAAUGUCAUGUCCUUUUUGCUGUUGUGGAAUAUUUACAUUUUUAUUUGAUAACCAAUAUUUUACUUUUUGGCCUGUGAAACUUGGUUUGUGUCUGAGAUUCCCUGAACGUUUCCAGAUUUAGCUCUGCAGCUUCCUUUUUGGGUUGUUGUUUAAAAGGGAAAGGAAUUUUGUAGAGAUUUGAACUCCUGGUUUUAAGAUAACCUUUUUAAAAAUGUUUUCAGUUGCUUGGUGUGGAGCCAGCAAGGCGAUGGGGCACAACAUUUAUAGUCUCUAAGCCUAGUCUGGUAGGACGCUUACACUCUCUGAAUUUAUGUAAACUUAAUUAAGAAGCCAAGGCCUAAGGUUUAGCUGUGGGGGUGGGGGAAGUGUUGUCUGUGAUGAAGCUGUUUUUGAACCACUUUUUGAUGUUGCUGUUUGUUUCCCAUGAACAUUAACCCAAUUCGCCCUGCGUUGCCGCAGCAGUGCACUUGUGUCUACAUGGCUUGCCACGAGCGGGGGGUGGGGGGAAUCGGUCUGAACUCGACGCACUAACCUUCGACACACAUUGUGCCCAAACUAUUUAAACCAUCAAUAUGAAAUUUCACUUAGAUUUUACUUAAAAUGUUCUUUUAAUAUUAUUAGAGAGAAAGAUGAAGGAAAGAGCAGAGAAAACAAUAUAUUCUUUGCCCAACUGCAACUCAUCAGCUCUCGAUUUAGCCAUAGCAACUUAUAGUAAAUCUAUGGUCUAGAUCUAGCUUUUCUUUGAAGUUUUCAAGGCACUAAAAUGAAUCUGAUCGCCUUGUUUUUCUAGAUUUACAUCUACUUUCACUUUCUUUGCAAAACUAAAAACAAGGUAGGUUAACGUAUUUUAACAAACACAAAAAUAGCCGUGGUACUAGUGACAUUUGUAGCUGUUUUUUUCAUCUUCUCGUCCGUGAAGAUUUUAGUGCUCACUUUCUCGCCAUGAUUUGCGGUGACAAAACAACAAAACUAACUCGUACUGGGAGAAAAACUGGAUCGAAACAAGCCAGCAAAAGUUUUUACAAGCUACAAGCGACCUAUUAUUUUCAAUAGAAACCUGGAUAAGCGGCUCGGACUCAAUUUUGUGGACUGGUAUUUUGCUACAACUAUGUGGACGGAAGCCCGCAGAAGCUACGAAGGUACUCGUAUCUCGGGUGCAAUGGGUUAAUGAUUUUAUGUCUAUUUAUUCUUUUGAUAUGUCCUUUAUGGGAAAUUAUUUUUACCCUGUUUAGGAACAUCUAAAUUCAGUGGUAGAGGAGUGGACUCGCUUUAACAAAAUUGCAAGUUGGAUUUUUGGCUCUGCUGGGUAGAACAUUGUAUCCCAGGAAAAGUGCUUUUCUUUGGUUGAUCCUACUGUAUAUAAUGAUAAGGGUACUUUGCAAUAUGUAGAGAAGGGAUGUGGGAUUGAUAGGCUUGAGCCUGACAGGCUGCAUGUGCUUCAUGUCCUUAUGUGGGGACCGAGUUGAUGAACUGGCCAGUCGAGGGAGUUAUAGCGUGCUCUCUGUUGGAUGGAAAGAGAUUGAAUUUGACAAUAAAUACUAAUGUUUUAGGCUUUUUUUAUGUACGUAUUUCCAUAUUGUUACACUCGACAUGACAAUGUCCAUCUUGGCCAAAAUGGUUUAUGAAAUGCUUGACAAAUUGUUUCCUGACGUUAUGCCUUGAAUAUUUAAAAAGAAAAUAUAUACAUUACAUAUAUGCUAUUGUAACCUUUUCAAGAUGUUGUUGACUUGUGUUUUCUUUUUUUUUGCUCUCCUGAUCAGUAAUGUAAACUGUUUGGCUCUAUCUAAUGUUAUACUAUUGUCAUGGAUUUAACAUGAUGUUCUUUUGCCAAAUUAG